Rotaria sordida is the source of this 612-nucleotide messenger RNA. NCBI's taxonomy places the organism in Eukaryota, Metazoa, Rotifera, Eurotatoria, Philodinida, Philodinidae. The record is from the annotation of a GenBank genome assembly.
AUGCAUCCACACCCACACCUUAUAUCUUCAUCUAAAAUAAUCUUGGCUUCAAGUCUCAAUACAUUGAAUUCUUCAUUGUUAGAUAAUGUGUUAUUAGCUGUCCAAGGUGUUCUUGAAUGUUGGACAAAACUUCCAAAUGUUCAUUCAAUAAAAAAUGGAUUUAAAAUAGCUGAAAAAGAACCAAUCGAUGUUAUAAAUGUGACACAAAGUCAUGAUGAACAACAUUUAUACAUAACAGGUGCUUUUGCUUUUUGUGGUCAUCGUGAAAUUGUUCAAUCACCUUAUCUUACUCAAUUAAUCGAAUUAUUUAAUUCAACAAUACACUCUUAUUUAUCUGAUGAAAUUGAAGCAAGUGAAUCAGAAAUUCUUCCAAAAAGAUUUUGUAUUCGUCCAAUGACUCCAGAUGGAAUGCCUAUCAUCACUCAAUUAUCUACUGAGAAUAAAAAACAACAAGUUUAUUUUGUUGCUGGCACAAAUGCUGGAGGAUUUAUUGAAUCUUCAGUUUUAGCAGCAAUUCUUUUAGAUUUAAUUGAAGGUUCAACAAGCGAUACAAAUCUUUGUCAUGUUUAUAGAUCUUUACGUCUUGACAGAAAUACUUUAUUAUUUAAUUAA